Molecule: messenger RNA, 2775 nt
Organism: Eimeria necatrix
Lineage: Eukaryota; Apicomplexa; Conoidasida; Eucoccidiorida; Eimeriidae
Exons: 1
Source: RefSeq, a predicted model, not a curated record
AUGGCGAACAAGGCCGCAGCAGCAGACGCAGACGGCAGCAGCCGCGCGGAGGGCCAGAGGGCCCCCCCGAGGGUACUGGGGGGCCCCCCGAGCCCCUGUUGCGCUGCUGCAGGGCCCCCGGGGGCCCCCAAGCUGCUGCUGUCGCCGGAGGGCGGCCUGGGGGGCCCCUGGGGGCCCCCCUCCGAGUGUACAGACACCUCGGGGCCCCUCGAAGACUGCGCAUGCAUUCUACAAAGCCCCGAAAAUGGGCCCUGCUGCUCCCCGGGGGCCCUUUCUUCCAGCAGCCAGUGCAGCACAGGAGACCCUCCGUCGCUUUCUGCUGCUUUUCUUUCUCCUUCUUCUCCCCAGCAUUCAAACCCCUCAGCAGCCGCUGAAAGCUCCCCUCCAAUGCAGGGGGGCCCCCCGGGGGGCCCCCUGGGGGCCCCCCUGGGGGCCCCCCUGGGGGCCCCCGGGGGGGCCCCCGGGGGGGCCCCCGCGGGGGCUCCUCAGGGGGAACCCGAGGGGGCCCCCGGGGGGGCCCCCAGGGGGGCCCCCAUCGGGGACUCCACGGGGCUGUUAGGAGGGGGCCCUUGGAAUUUCGCUCCCCUUGAAGAUCUGCAGCAGCAAAGGGAAAGGCUUGGGGAGGGGCCCCCCAGCGGGGGCCCCACAGCAGCAGCAGCAGGGGGCCCCCCAGUUGUACCUGAGGGGCCCCCGGGGGCCGACAGUGGGGGGGCCCCCACAGGGGCCCCAAAGGGGGCCCCUGGAGAAGCUCUUGGGGGCCCCCCUGGGGUUUCUUCACCAGAAGAUCUGAAGUUGCCUCCUGAAGAAACCCCAGAGGGGCCCCCAGAGGGGCCCCCAGAGGGGCCCCCAGAAAGGGCCCCAGAGGGGCCCCCAGGGGAAGCUCAAAGGGAGGCCCCAGAGGGGGCCCCAGAGGGGGCCCCAGAGGGGGCCCCAGAGGGGGCCCCAGAGGGGGCCCCAGAGGGGGCCCCAGCGGGGCCCCCAGGAGAUAUGCUAAAAGGCAGCCUGGGAAGGGCCCCUAGUGAAGGGGACUUGACGGAAGGGCCCCCAAGGGGGGCCCCUGAGGGGGCCCUAGAGGGGCCCCCUGAAGCAGCAGCAGAGGGGCCCCCUGGGGGGGCCCCAGGAGGGGCUAAAGAGACCCCCUUGGGGUCACCUGAGGGGGCCCCUGCUGCAGAGGCCUUGGGGGCCCCCUUUGCUGCCACGGGGGCCCCCAGAGGGGCUCCUGAAGAGGCCCCAGAGGGGGCCCUUGGGGGGCCCCCCCUUGGGGGCCCCCCCGCUGCCCUUGGGGGCCCUCUUUAUGAACCCCUGGGGCCCUCUGAAGCAUUAGAAGCAGCAGCAGAUGGGGACGAAGGAGCUGCGGUUGAGGCUUCCGUUGCUGCUGCUGCUGCUGCUGCUGCUGCUGCUGCUGAUGCUGCAGCUGCUGCUCCUGGGGACAGCGAAUUGGCAGGGGGGCCCCUGGGGGCCCCUGGGGGCCCCCCCGGUUUGGCUGUGUCUUUGCUGGCCCCGCCUUCAGAAGACACCAAAAGCCGCAGCAGCAGCUGGAACGGCCGCAGCAGCAGCAGCAGCAGCAGCAGCAGCAGCAGCAGCAGCUUCUUGCACGCGUUUUACUCGCGGCAGCGGCAGCAGCAAAUAGAAGAGUUCAAGGGCCGCUCGGAGGCGCGGCAGAACAUGGCGAGGUGGAGUCGUGCUGCUGCUAGGAAGGCUCCCAACAGCAGCAGCAGCAGCAGCAGCAGCAGCAGCAGCAGCAGCGGGAGAGCCAGCGUGCUCUCGCGCUUUCUGCGCAGCUCCACGCUGGAGCAGCAGCAGCAGCAGCAGCAGCAGCUGCUGCUGCCGCUGAGCCGCUCGGUGUCUUGCCUGGACGGAAGGUCAGAGGCGGAGCAGCAGCUGCGGCAGCAAGAGGAGCGGCUGCAGCAAGAAGAGCAGCAGCUGCAGCAGCAGCAGCAGCUGCUGCGGCAGCUGCAGCAGCGGGCAGCAGACAGGCCCCUGGGGGCCCUCGUUGCUGCUCGCUCUCAAAUGCUGCAGCGGGAGCAGCAGCAGGACGCUUCUUCUCGCCGCUGCUGCGGCCGCGAGGCCUUUGCUGCUGCGCCUGCGCUGCAGCAGCUGCAGCAGCUGCAGCAGCAGCAGCAGCAGCAGCAGCAGCAGCAGCAGCGCGAGUCCUGGCGCCUCUCAAAACUGGGCAGCAGCAAAGGCAGGAAACGCAUGCACAGUCUUCCCGCACGGCUUACAGUGUGGGGCGCCUACACUGCUGCUGCGGAUGCCCCCCCCGCUGCAGCAGCAGCAGCAGCAGCAGGAGCAGCAGCAGCAGCAGGAGCAGCAGCAGCAGCAGGAGCAGCAGGAGCAGCAGGAACAGAGUCUCCGCGGGGUUUGCUGCGGAGCAGCAGCGGGACCGUGUUUGUGGGUGCGGGUUCGGACUUGGAGUCGGUGGCUGCUGCUGCUGCUGCUGCUGCUGCGGAGGCGGCGGCGCAGCGCGCAGCAGCAGCAGCAGCAGCAGCAGCAUUUCGACAGUGCGUAGACACCUUUUUGGCCCUCAGAAGAACAGCAAGUGACUCUUCGCUCUGCAGCAGGAAGAGGGGCCCCUUUGCAGGGCAGCAGCUGAGCAGCAGAGCUGGAGUGCAGGAGUUGCUGGAGCGGGCUUUGGACGUGGGCGCUGCUGCUGCUGCUGCUGCUGCUCCUGCUGCUGCUGCUGCUGCUGCUGCGCCUGCAGCGGCGGCAGCAGCGGCCGCCGCGGCUGCCGCCGCUGCUGCGGCCUUCCCGCCGCCCCCUCCCGCCCCCAGCCCC